Molecule: messenger RNA, 1292 nt
Organism: Pyricularia grisea
Lineage: Eukaryota; Fungi; Ascomycota; Sordariomycetes; Magnaporthales; Pyriculariaceae
Exons: 3
Coding region: 1-1242 (413 amino acids)
Source: RefSeq, a predicted model, not a curated record
AUGCCCUUCAGUGCCGAAGCAGUCUCCUCGCUCAAGGCCAUGGUCGACGCGGCCUGCGCCGACCCGCUGACCGACAUCCCCGGCGCCGUCGUGGUGAUGGUCAACCGGGCCGGUGAGGAGCUCCUUGCGCACGCCGCAGGCGUCAGGGGAGUGUCUGGUGCCGCCGACGGCAAGAGGGAGCCCAUGACGCUUGACACAGUCUUUUGGAUCGCGUCGUGCACCAAGCUACUGGCCGGCAUCGCGUGCAUGCAGCUCGUGGAGCGCGGGGUCCUGCGCCUCGACGACGGCGACCAGAUCGAGGAGCUGUGUCCCGAGCUGGCGCGCCUCAAAGUGCUGGGCAAGGAUGGCGUCUUGGUGGACAAGACCAACAAGAUCUCGCUGAGGAUGCUCCUGUCCCACACUGCCGGGUUCGGGUAUACCUUCUUCAACGAGAGGUUGAGGGACUGGGCGCUACCGACUGGCGUGGAUGAGUUUUCGGGCAGGCGGGAGGACGUCUUGUUACCGUUGCUGUUCCAGCCAGGUGAGGGGUGGGAGUAUGGUGUUGGCAUCGACUGGGCCGGGAUUGCCCUUGAACGUGUCACGGGUCUAAAAUUGAACGACUAUCUGCAGCAGAACGUCUUUCAGCCACUAGGCAUCAAGGACAUGGCUAUGGUCCCUGGAGACGACAUGCGGUCGAGAUUGGCAUACAUGCACCAUCGCGAGGCGGAUGGCAAGCUGAGGGCACGGGAUCACCUGUUACGUGCUCCAUUGGUCAUUGACAUUGACAACAAGACCGACAUGGCGAGGCUGCACAACAGCGGAGGCGCUGGCCUGUUUGCUACAGUGCAAGAGUACUGCAAGGUCCUCGCCACCAUUCUAAACGACGGCAAGAGCCCAACCACGGGCGCCCAGAUCCUCCGCCCGGACACCAUAGCCGAGAUGUUCAAGAACCAAAUCCCCCAUCUCCCCGACUUUGCCCGGCAGGGGAUUCCCGCGGCCAAACCGGACCUUACGAACCCGAUCGCAGAGAUCUACCCGGUCGAGGGCCGGCCUCCGCAGGGCUGGGGGCUUACGUUCCUGCAGCCGAUCGGAGCAGAGGCCGGCACCGUCUGCUGGGCGGGCCUGCCGAACCUGUGGUGGUGGUUGAACCGCGAAAAGGGAAUCGCCGGCCUCGUCGCCACCCAGAUCCUGCCGUUUGUCGACCCAAAGGUCAUGGCGCUGUGGUUUGGGGUUCAAGGUGCGUCAUAUGCUGCUUUGGGUUAGACGGGGGAAGAGAGAGGUGUGUGGUGGUGCGAGGGGACUGUUUUUUUUUU